Molecule: messenger RNA, 5773 nt
Organism: Penaeus monodon (black tiger shrimp)
Lineage: Eukaryota; Metazoa; Arthropoda; Malacostraca; Decapoda; Penaeidae
Exons: 16
Coding region: 172-5085 (1637 amino acids)
Biological process (GO): nuclear-transcribed mRNA catabolic process, nonsense-mediated decay
Cellular component (GO): telomerase holoenzyme complex
Molecular function (GO): protein binding; telomerase RNA binding; telomeric repeat DNA binding
Source: RefSeq, a predicted model, not a curated record
GUCAAUCCAAAAAAAGCAAAGCAGAGAGAUCGUCUUUUUUUUUAUUCCUUGUGUCGUGUUUUAAGGAUUUUAAGGACCGCAAAGACGACGAAUAUAACUUCUUCAGCGCGUGAAGUCACCCCUGAGAGGAGAUUAGUCCAUUGUCACGCUCUGUUUGCUCUACAUCACAAAAUGAGCUCUACUGCUGUAGAAUGUAAUACAACAAAAGCAGCAGAAAAUACCAAAGAGAACGAUAACACGAAGGAGCAAAAUGGUCCGUCUCGUGUUCGCAAAGCAAAAAAGCCAGAAAUACAGAUUUACCGGCCAGGAGCCCUGAGGCAGAAGCGAUCAAACCAAGUGGGCGAUCAAGGAGGGAAAGAGGCUAAUGAGGGUAAGGCACCUGAGAGCAAAUUUGACAGCAAGGAUGAUGCAGUCAGAGUGGAAGCUGGUUCCAGGGCUUCCAGGAAAGGAAGGCAAGGCAAGGGAGGGGAUAACACAGCAGGAAAUGCACCUGAAACCAAGCAGAUUGCUAGCGAGACAGGGAAGUACAGUUCAAGGAAGGGCAGUAUAGAAUAUCCGCAGAACACACACCUCCAUGAUAAAACGAACAAAGGAGAUGCCACCCAUCCGGAUGGCAAACCAGGGCGAGGACAGCUUGGGCGAGAUGGGAAACGAGCUCAGAAGAUUAAUAAAGCACCUGAAGAAAAUACAGGAAGGGUCGAAAUAUUGGAAAAAGACAACAAGGAGCAGAGCCUUAAUCAGGUUAUCACGGAGAGCACCCCAGACCUGAAGGGGAAGCGGCACAGUAGCAACAGGGAUAACAGAGGCCGUAGCGACCAGUCAAGGAAAAAGAGAGACGAAGUUGGUCACCAGAAACUUGAUACCAUAGAUGCAAACUGUGAUGAAAAGAGGCUGCCAAAGAAAGAAACAGGACAGAAUGCAAGGAUGGGGUCAGAGAAGGAAAAGGGCAUGGGGAGUAAUGCUGCCCCUGAAUACCAGAUGAAGCAGAAGGAAGAGAAGUCUCAAGAAAUAGCUUCUAGUCACAGGGAAGAGAAGAAAGUUCCCUCUGGGUCAAAUAUACAGAAUGAAAAAGGCAGGAGAGAUGGUGCAUUGAAAAGCGAAAGAACUAGAGAGAAGGAUGAAUUGUACAUAAACAAGGGAGCAGGUGGAAUGAGAGUGCAGUCGGGAAGAGCACCAGAAAAAAAAUAUGAUUAUCCGAGGCAGAUGGACGCCAAACACAAAGGAACUUUCGUGGAAUACCCAGAAAAUGCCAAUGAAAAGGGGUCUUGGAAAUCAAAAGAACAUGUAAGAUGUGCCUCCAACAAGCAAGGAAGAAAGGAGAAGAAUUUUGAGAAUGCAAGGAAGUCUGGCAGAGGAAGAGACAGGGAAGGGAAUGACGGUUAUGAGAAAGUUUCCCAAAAGUUUCAUGAUAGAUUGCAUGAUGACUUCGAUAUUGAAAGUUUCGUUGGGUAUGAAGACGAUGGCGAUGAUAGCAGUCAAAUAUCGGUUCAGGCUUUGGCUAACAAAGUUGAUGAGUUGGCCUUAAAAAGCACUAAAUCACAAAAAAGAGAUAGGGGAAGAUAUGACAGCACUGGAGAUUGCAAAGAACAUGGCCAGGGUAUUCAUGGAGUUGGAAGUCAAAUGGAAUACCAUUCACCGAGGGGCAUAACAGAUCCAGCAAGUCAGGGGAGAUUUACAGAGAAAGUGGAGACAAAACCAGUCGUAAGCAAGGGACAAGAACAAGUAGAGAAGACUGGAAAAACAAAGAGUUAUUCAAGUGCUAGAGAAAACCGCAAGAAUCGUAUGGGUGGAAAGCCCUCAGCUCAAGGUAGGCAAGUGGCAAGCCAGGGAGGAGACCUCAAGAUAGAAGUCACAGUUAAUAAGAAUAGUCAAGAGAGAACUGCUUACAUCCGACAGGAAAGUGACAAUAAGCGAAAUGAAAGGGGAAACAAGUAUCAUUUGGCUCAGGAACUCAAAGGAGAUGACACGGCCUUUCUGCAUGACUCUGAUUUCACGGCUAAGUCCGGGUGGUAUGGGAAGAGUGUGGGUAGUACCCAUGCUGACAAGUUUGAAAGAGAAGAUGUUGAUCCCAUGAUUUUUGUUGACGUACCUGAGGAUGAUUGGGGAACUGAGGUGGAUAAUGACACAGUGUGGUGUAAUCAGCAAGGAGACGAAUCACCUGCCACAUGGACUGAGAAACCAGAUUGGAAGUCCAAGCGAGAGAGGCAAAGGUCAGAGGGUGAGGAUCUCCAUAGGAGAACUGAGAGCCCCGGACGCAGGGGACUCAUCCAGCUGCCGUCCCAUAAUGCAAACAGUGAUGGACAGGAAAUGGUUUCCUCUUCAUCUCACCAUCUUAGGUCAUCAACACCUGUAGUGCAGAAACAUUUAUACAACCCAAAUAAUCCUAGCAAACCUGUCCCUGUUGUGCCGAGUGCUCGUGACAUGCCCCCGUCCCGUGAAGUGCAACGAGAGGUGGCAAAGGGUGCAGGGGACAGUAUGCAUGGCUCAGUGUCUACUCAUAACAACCAGCUAAGUGAAUAUGUGAUCGAGGGCCAAAGUCCCAAAGUGGACCCAUCACUUCUGUACAACAUCCAGAAAGGGGAAAUGGACAUCAAUUAUUACGUAAGCAGCAAUCAACUUCCCUUUGAAUUUCGACGGAUAAUGGACAUCAGGCAACACCUCCAAUUGUGUUACAAACAGCUAUUAGUGACUGACAUCCGGAUCUGCCAAGAGAAGAACAUUGAGGGAAACCUGUGGAAGACGCUGUAUUACGUAAUAAUUGAGAAACUGAGGGAAUACAUCAGCAGGGAGCCAGGAUUAAAGGAUCGCAGUCUGGCCACGCUAAUGAUGCUUGUUGAAGAGGGCCAUAAAUAUCUACAAGACUUGCUGGAAGCUCUGCAAAGGGAAUACAAUUUCACCUUGGAGGAGCACUUAGAAGAGGGAGGAACCUCAAAUUCGGUGACAAGAGGCAGGGUGCGGCUGGCAUUGAUGUCUGCCCAGAAAAUACUCCUGUCACUAGGCGAUUUAGCACGGUACAGAGAGCAGUACAAUUCAACACCCAAUUAUACAUUGGCAAAGAAAUGGUACCAGAUGGCUCUCCAAGUUCACCCGAGAAAUGGGCGUCCUUUUAACCAGCUGGCCAUCAUAGCUGUUAACCAGAAAAGACCCCUGGAUGUUGUGUAUUACUACGUGCGCUCACUCACUGCCUCCAACCCCUUCAUGUCAGCAAGAGACUCGCUAGUGUCAAUGUUUGACGACAUAAGAAAGAAAUACCAAGCGGUGCAACGUAGCGAGCCAGACCAAGACAUGGGUCGCAGGAACGAUGGAAGGGCCCUGAGUGGGGAGGGCUUACGGCAGGAGAUUUGGAUCAGACCGGACAGUGGAGCAACCAAUCGCCGUACUCUCUCGCAGUCUAACAAUGAUGACAACAGCGGAGCCUUGGACGACCUGAAGAAAUUACCACUCGAGCAGCUCAUGAAGAGAUUCCUCACCAGCUACCUCCACUGCCAUGGCAUGCUCUUCUCUCGCGUUGGGCUUGACGGCUUCCGCGAGUGUUGCAUUGGCAUGCUGCGCGAGUUCUCUGUCCUCCUGCAGUCCUCACCUCCGAGGCUGUCCACUAAUCACCUGUUGCAGAUUCUUGCCAUUAAUAUGUAUGCUGUUAGUAAUACAGAGUUGAAGGUAGACAAUCGUGUUGGCAGUGGGUACAGAUCAGCCGCCCAGGAGCUGGCCUUGGUUCUGGCGCAGGAGAUGUUUGGGUGCCUGGCACAGCAUGUGGUCGAGCUCCUCCCACACAAUGUUCAGCACCAUCCUCAGCAGCAGCAAACCCCCCAGCAGCAGCAGCAGCAGCAGCCAGUUGCUGCUGUUGAUCCUCAGAGGCUGUUUACCCCAACCCUGGCUCACUUCAUGCCUCCUCUCAAGGCCUGGUGUGAUUGGUUGCUGUACCACAGUGCUGUUUGGAAUCCGCCUCCUGCUGCCCGCGAGUACUCCACUACAGGUGUGAACUGUGAUCCCUGGUCCAGUGUGGCCGAAUUAGCGACCAUUCUGCGUGGAUUUGGGCCGCCUGAUGUGCCUCUGACAGAUGCGGCCUCGAUAGAUGCUGUGCCAGUGAAGCUGAUGGAAGACAGUUUCCUUAGGGGUUAUGAACCCUUGUUGCCUGCCCACCGUACUCUGUCCUACUCUCCCUCCCAUAUUCACUCGGGUCGAGCUUGUGACUGGGCGCGUGUAUUGAGACUUCAGACAUGUUUAUGUCAGUUCCUGUGUGGAGUGGACCCGCCGGUCUUGCGGCUACAGAAGACCGACCAGGGGGACGUGCUGGUGUCUGUGGUAGAUACGUCACCUCCAGACACUCCAACAGCAUCAAGGCUCUCUCUAAGCACGUCAGAUGUAGAGAUUGAGGACUCCUUCAGUGAUAGCGAGCCUUCAGACAUUGAAGAAGAUGUUGAGGCAGAGACAGGCUUGGAUGAUGACACACCCCUUGCCUCCACAGUGAAGCUGCUCAGCAUGAGGAAGAAGAUGCUGGAGAAGAAACAGAGACAGCAGCGGAAAUUGCAGACGCUCUUGGAAGGCUCGGUCACCUUGGAGAUGGAAGUUCGACCGAGAUUCCUCGUGCCCGACACCAACUGCUUUAUUGAACAUUUGGACCUGAUAAAGGCUCUUGUUAACAGUACUCCAUACACGGUCAUGGUUCCUCUUGUUGUUCUGAAUGAGCUAGACGGCCUGUCGAGGGAUGCGGCUGUGGCCAAAUAUGGAUCGAUUGGCCACGCUGUCCGGGUGAAGGAGGGAGCAGCAGCGGCCCUUCACUAUCUCAGAGACACUAAGCCCCAUUCCCUAAAGUGUGUGACGUCGCAGGGCUCUGUACUCUCGUCCACGAGCUUCACAGCGGAGAUUGACAUGCCAGAUGCCACGAAUGAUGACAAGAUUCUGUCCUGUUGUGUUCAUUUCUGCAGUGACUCCACCCAGCGUCGGCCUAUUAAAGCUGGAGUGCGACGCCUGUACAGAGAAGUGGUGCUUCUGACAGAGGAUCGCAACCUCAGGGUAAAGGCCCAUGCCCGUGAUGUGCCUGUGCGGGACCUCUUGGACUUUGCUCAGUGGGCAGGGGUGAGGUGAGGCCAAGGAAGUGAAGGUCCUGCGUACGCAUGUAAAAACAUUCUGGUCAUAGGAUACUGCUCAGCCACUGUUCUGGAAUGUUUAGUGGCAACGUGAUGAAGACUGAACAUCCCAUUUUGUGGCAGCCGAGAAAAGAAGGACCUCUACUCCUCCCGCGGGUUUUAUAGCUCCGUCCUCUAACCCUGUCUCUUGCCUGUAGAUCCUCCCUCCCUAGGCAGUGCACGUGUGAAGGGGGUUACGUCUGCUCGCGCCCUCGUUCCCGGCGUCUAAUCUCUUUUGGGUAUAUUUGGCUUAUUUAUUGCUUGAAUUAUUGAUUUGUUAAUUCGUUAUGAAAUAUAUUAUUAUUAUUAUUAUUAUUGUUAUUUUUAUUGUUAUUAUUGUUAUUGUUAUUUCUAUUAUUAUUAUUAUUAUUAUUAUUAUUAUUAUUAUUAUUAUUAUUAUUAUUAUUAUUAUUAUUAUUAUUAUUAUUAUUAUUUUUAUUACUCCCCUUUCUUCUUGGGCGAUUUAUCCUUCCUUUCACUUCUUUUGACUUGCGCUUUCAUUCAUUUAUCUCUUUGUUAUUGAUUAUUGUUUUGUUUGUGGCACGUGCACACGCAGAGUUAUGCCUCACAUUCACUGUUACACUUACACUUAUGCGUAUACUUAUACUUAUACAUAGGAGCUUAUUCUUACAGUUAGGUACUAUAUA